Molecule: messenger RNA, 1479 nt
Organism: Xiphophorus maculatus (southern platyfish)
Lineage: Eukaryota; Metazoa; Chordata; Actinopteri; Cyprinodontiformes; Poeciliidae
Gene: pcnp
Product: PEST proteolytic signal containing nuclear protein
Exons: 5
Coding region: 22-549 (175 amino acids)
Biological process (GO): protein ubiquitination; proteasome-mediated ubiquitin-dependent protein catabolic process
Cellular component (GO): nucleus
Source: RefSeq, a predicted model, not a curated record
CCAAAUAAAGACUAGUGGCAGAUGCCAGAGAAAGAUAUGAUGGCGGAUAACAGGCCUAACAGGAAAAAUAGCUCCGACGACGGAGGGCCACAGGAGGAGGAGGACAGAGUGAAAACUAAGCCUGUCUCUUGUAGCACUGGGGGAGGAGAUGGGGCUGCUGUCAAACGCACAUCUCAGCAUCUUACCCCUGAAGACGAGGACGAGUCCUCAGCAGACCAACCAGCACCAUGCAAAACCUCCAAAAUUGGCUUCAGCAUGGGCAGUAAGAUGGCGAAGAAAUCAAACCCUAUUUCUAUCAAACUAGGAGCAACGAAACCCAAGGAGACAGUGCCAUCACUUCCUCCAAAAAAGCUGGUGUCAGUUUUUAACGAAGAUGAUGAUAGCGAACCAGAAGAAAUGCCUCCAGAAGCAAAGAUGAGGAUGAAGAACAUUGGGAGGGAGACCCCAACAUCUGCAGGCCCUAACUCCUUCAACAAGGGCAAGCAGGGCUUCUCUGAUAAUCAGAAACUCUGGGAGAGGAAGAUGAAAACCCAAUCUGACAAGUUGUAAAUCACUGCCACAAACUCCUGUCACUAAAUGACAUUUUUAUACUUGUUAACGUUGUGAGAUCUCUACGAAGGCUCUCAUUUUUGUCGCUGCAGCCUUGGUUUGUACAACUCGGCGCACAGCAGUGGAGGCUACUUUCAGUCUUCCACCUUGUGUUUACGCUUCUAACCACAGCUGGUUGAUCUUAACUCGAGAGGAGAAAUUGCCAGGUGUCUCUGGCUCCAGAGAUGUGGAGUGGUGAUGACAAAGGGAGGAGUUGGCCAGAAAAUAAAUUUAAAUUUUUUUUGCUACGUCUUGCUUUUGUUUUGUUGGCUAAUUAGAUGAUAGGGAUAUUUCCUGCUCUCAUGAUGUUACCGUUCUUGUUCCCUCCAUGCGCUGGUUUGGUUUAAUCCUAACAAGCACGUUGCUUGUCUGAUGUUGGUGUAAAAAUGUACAUAGUGACAAUGUUUUAUUUCUUAAUUCACAAACUAGACAGUGGGUUAAAAUAUUAAGUGUAGGGUUUGUUUUUUGUUUUAUUUUGUUUUCAGAUUAAAUUCUUUUUUGAAUUUAGAUCCUCACUUUUACUGCACAGCCCUUUGCUUUCACCAGCUCCCUCACCUAUGAGAACACACUUUUUCUUUUUUUUUCAUUUCUGCCUCAUUCAGCCUGUCAAACAUGCAGCCGAACUCCAGUUUGUCACGCUUACAGUAAAAUGUUUUCUGUUGUCAAAUAUUUAAACAUUGAAUUGUUACCAUAUACACUUUCUUGGUUGCACUUUUGUUAAAAUUAGGUACUUUCCCAAACUCUUUUCCUUUUGAAUUUAAUAUCAUAACUCACCAACAUGUUAUGUGUCUUAAACUCUUUUCCCACUAUCCAAAAUGUGUAGUUUAGAUUUUUCUGCGGAUUACGCAACCAUUCGUUCUGACAUCUCCGAAUAAAAUAUAUCAACACCUA